Messenger RNA from Scedosporium apiospermum, 690 nucleotides. RefSeq names its product Clathrin light chain. Bases 1 to 690 code for a protein of 229 amino acids. NCBI's taxonomy places the organism in Eukaryota, Fungi, Ascomycota, Sordariomycetes, Microascales, Microascaceae. The record is from RefSeq and is a predicted model, not a curated record. Gene Ontology annotation, cellular component: clathrin coat of coated pit; clathrin coat of trans-Golgi network vesicle; plasma membrane. Gene Ontology annotation, molecular function: clathrin heavy chain binding; structural molecule activity. Gene Ontology annotation, biological process: clathrin-dependent endocytosis; clathrin coat assembly; intracellular protein transport. The transcript is spliced from 3 exons.
AUGGCUGACAGAUUCCCAUCCCUCGAGGAGUUCGAUUCUGGCGUUCAAACCGACAUCAGGGCCGCCGUUGAAGACCCCUCCGCCGACGACUUCCUUGCUCGAGAGAAGGCUCUGCUCGGCGAUGAUGCCGACUUGUUUACGACAACCCAAGAUGCUGCAGCCGUUUCAGGCGAUGUAGGCGGCGACCUUCUUGGCGGAGAGGAUAAUGCGCAGUCGACAUUCGAGUCACAGUUCCCCGACAUCACGACUGUGCAGCAGGUUGGCCCGUCCGUAACUUACAAUUCCGGCUUUGCCGCCUAUGCCGAGGAGAAAGAUGAGGAUGAACCCGAAGUUGUCAAGGAGUGGAGGGAGCGACGUAACGCCGCCAUCACCAAACGCGCCGAGCAGUUUGCGGCCCAGCGAGAGGAGACCAUAACAGAGGCCAGGCAGAAUAUCGAUGACUUCUACGACCAUUACAACACCAAGAAGGAGAAGGGCAUUGCGCAGACACGCAGGGAGGCUGAGCAGUUCCUUGCUAAUCGCGAAGAUACCGUGUCGGGCGGUACCAGCUGGGACCGUAUUGCGAAGCUUGUCGAUAUCAGCGGCAAGGGUGUCAAGGGUGGAGCCGCCGGCUCUGGAAAGGAGAGGUUCCGUGAGCUGUUGGUUAGUCUACGGAAAGAUGAGAAGGCUCCCGGAGCUAGUGGCAUCUAG